CUUCUCCCACAGUUUCUCGCGCAUUGUCUUACGGUUCUCACGCGUCUGACGCUGUUCCUGACCUGGUUCGGUCAUACGUUAAUGUGCAGGCCGGUACGGUAAACAGUUAGAUCGAUGUACUCUUAGCUGCCGCAACACGACAACUGCACGGUUCCAUUGUCUUGGCGUGUGACUAAUCCUUUCAAGCUUUGAUACGUGACCGUAAAGAUUUAAGUGUUUCCAAUCUAAAUAGUUCUGUUCUGUGAAUCAAGACAUCUAUUAUGGGACUACUAGGGCCCUCUCUGAGCUCCUGCAGACAGGAGACUGUGUAGAGUGCCAGUGAUGUUCACGGCGAUAGCAUACCAACUCUCCACAACAUUUUUAGAAGAGCAAAAGCGCAGCCGUCACCCCGCGAAGAUGUCGAAGAAGCCGGCGGCGCAGCCCACGCUGCACAAGGUGAUCAUGGUGGGCUCCGGCGGGGUGGGCAAGUCGGCGCUCACGCUGCAGUUCAUGUACGACGAGUUCGUUGAGGACUACGAGCCGACGAAGGCGGACAGCUACAGGAAGAAGGUAGUGCUCGACGGCGAGGAGGUCCAGAUCGACAUUCUGGACACGGCGGGGCAGGAGGACUACGCGGCGAUCCGGGACAACUACUUCCGCUCCGGCGAGGGAUUCCUCUGCGUGUUCUCCAUCACGGAGCCGGAGAGCUUUGACGCCACGCAGGAGUUCCGCGAGCAGAUCCUGCGCGUUAAGAACGACGAGAACAUCCCGUUCCUGCUGGUCGGCAACAAGUCGGACCUGGCGGACAAGCGGCGCGUGCCGCUCGACGCGUGCCGCGAGCGCGCCGCCGCCUGGCAGGUGCCCUACGUCGAGACCUCCGCCAAGACGCGCGACAACGUCGACAAGGUGUUCUUUGACCUGAUGCGCGAGAUCCGCUCGCGCAAGUCGGACGACAGUCGCGCGACCAACGGCGACGUGCGCGGCAAGAAGCGCAGGAAAAUCAAGUGCGCCAUCUUGUAGUGCGGCACCGCGCCGCCCGCGCCGCCGCCGCCGCCGCGCCGUCGCGUAGCAUUAAGUCUUAUUGCCCUGCGGAUAAGGGUCAUUGUCGAUAAGCGUUGUGUAAUGUACAGAUCAACCCGUGCGUGCGGCUGUAUACCGCUAAGAUACCGCUGCACGCAGUAUUAAUAAGGCUUACGUUGAUGGGGGCGAUUGUCGAUAUUGUUUAAGUCAUCGAAAAUUUGUAAAUCUUUUGCUAUUACCGACUCCACUGUUCUGUUUCGACUGGAAACGCACGGAUGGCCCGAAUUCGAUGGGUUUUAAUUAGUAAGAAUGUCGCUCGUGCUGUGUGUCGGUGACUCGGUGUUGUGCAAGUGUGUCUCGGCUAGAACGUUAUGUGCGUGUUGGUGCUGGUGGGAUACCGUUCCUGAUGCAGCGGCGUGGAGCUUGAAAUGACAAUGUAAAUAUUAAAUUUAGCAAAAAAAAAAAGCCAAAAAAUCAUUCCAGUUUUAGUCAUGUCCUCUAAUUAAAGAGUUUUUUAUAAAUUCAAAAUGAGAAUUGCAAUUUUUUCCCGCGUUGUCAUUUCAAGGUUACCACGGGUAUGUACGGACAGAAGUGAAUACAUUUUUUUAUUUAUAUUAACGCUUGCGCGAUUUGUAUGUACCACGGCCCCGUGUAGCGAUGUUGCCAACAGUUGUCCCAGAUUGUGUACGAUGAACACUCGACAAUAAAAAUAGUUUUUGUAAAGCAUGUCCCGGUUCGGUUCCACGCAGAGGCUUGACUUGCCGACCUUACUUAUGUGAAGUGGUAUUUAUUUUUGUAUCGUUAAGUGCCGUUUAGUUUAAGCGGGAGUUCGCGGCGUUUGAAGAUGUCGGAAGCUAUGUCAAAAAUGUAUUAUGGAAAAAAAAAUUAAAGUAUAUAAUAUAAAACUACCCACAAAGUUUUGAGAGCAUCUCCAAACGCCGCAAAUGGUGUGCACAGUUCACGGAAGGGUCUAUUUAGUAAUAUUCUCAAUUUUUAUGUUAGUUCUGGAUAGAUUGUGCUAUAUUCAGUUGUUUAUAUCGAAGACUUAACCGCCGUGCUAAGGCGCCCGUCUCGACUUUGCUCAAAUAAUAUAUUUGCUUGUGUUUGUUCGUAUUGUUUUAUGAAAUUAUGGGUGUCUAAUGUUUGUUUAUUAAACUGUAAUGAAAUUAUUCUGUUAUUGUCUCGUUUUUUGUGUUUUUUUUUUUUAAUUAAGGAGGAAAAAAGGGAGCUUUACGAAAGUUCAAUAUCUCAAUUGAGCGGUUUUUAUUAAUAUGAAGAUAUUUUUAACUAUAAAAUAACGAACUCACAGACGGGUGUUUUAAUACGGUUGGCUUUUUUUAAUACCAUCAUUUAUCGCUCCAUUCGCAAACGACCAAAGCAGUUUUAAAUUAAGAUAUUAAGGCUGAUAUUCGCUUGCACAAGCUUCGCUGCUUUGGUUUACUCGUGCCUCGUGUCUAUAUUGUAAAUCACUUUUCGUAUGUUCAGUAAUUGUCCAUACAUUUUUUAAUUAUAAUGUCAAAAUGCGAUUUCUCAAAUUAUUUUAUUUGAUAGUUUCGAUAUUAUUAUUUAAUAUUUAAUUGCGUCUGCAAUGAUUAAGUCCUAUCGUAGGUAAGUGUAGAUUCUAUAUAUUAAGGUCAUUAUACACUAAAUGUUUUUGUCCUUAUCUCGCUCUGAAUACUAAAAGCAUAUUUUAGUUAGUGACCAACAGCAUAAUGAAGAUUUUAUUUGAAGAGAAAGAAGAAAAGCUACUUUGACAAAUCAUCAAGCACCAGUUAUUUAAUUCAAUUCUUUGUAGAGCGAGACAAGCUUAAGUUUACUUGUAAUAAUAGGCUCAUAAACCAAGUUAUUUUUACUCUCGCUGUUAGAAGUAUAUUUUUUUAACGAGAUAUAGGAACUGCCAAACAAUUUUUUAGCUGUUCCUGUUUGAAAGAGUACACCAGAGAUCACAGAGAUCAGAUAACAUUUUACAAUUUAUAAAUCAAUUUAAAAUUUAUUUAGCAAAAUAAUAAUGAUUCCCCUCCAAUACGUUGUGUAUUGAGUAUUGGCUAAUAUUAUAUUAUAAAUAUAAUUACAUAUUUCAUUGUGAAUCCCGCCAAGUGUGGAGUUAAAAGAUACAGUUUCUCUGCAUUCUAUCAAGAUGUAUAUACAAUAUGUAAGAUUUUGUUAUUUGAGCAAAUGCCUUUCCAAAUAUCACAAUGCAAUCUUGAAUGUCUGUAUGUAUAGAGUUAGCGUAGGAUAAUAAAUUAUUGAUGUGUAUGUACGUACUGUAUAUGAGCACGUGAUAUGUUUAUAAAGAGAAGGCAAAAAUAUACUGAUUUGCAAAA
Zerene cesonia (dogface butterfly) is the source of this 3323-nucleotide messenger RNA. RefSeq names its product ras-related protein Ral-a (gene Rala). Gene Ontology annotation, cellular component: plasma membrane. The coding region runs from base 322 to 999 and encodes 225 amino acids. The transcript has 5 exons. Gene Ontology annotation, molecular function: GTP binding; GTPase activity; GDP binding. The record is from RefSeq and is a predicted model, not a curated record. Gene Ontology annotation, biological process: Ras protein signal transduction. NCBI's taxonomy places the organism in Eukaryota, Metazoa, Arthropoda, Insecta, Lepidoptera, Pieridae.